UAUGAACAUUCGGAUGAGAAAUCCGGUUUCAAGCGUCUCGACCGCCCUAAAAAAAUUCCCGCAAAAUUCAACACUACCGUCGUCCGCCGCACCGUCUGCCUCAGUUUCCGCCGCCGUCACCAUCACUGUUGUCAUCUUUCAAAGCUAUUCAGGAGAGCAGCAAUGGCGUCCCCCCGCUACAUACAUAUAAUCGAGCAGCGGAAGCUCUGAUUCCCUCCGAAUCACAUUGGGAAGCUCCCAAAAUCUGAUAUUAUGUAACAAGAGUCUACUCAAUUACAUGGAGCUAUCAUGGGAGGAGUCAUGUACUCUUGAACUUUACUCAAUCUUCGUUGAAGUCAACAAAUGCCAUAAACCACCACAUCAUUAACAAAUUAUUGACUUCGAUACCUCUUGCUUAAGAAGGUAGCCCAAAAGGAGACUCAAGUUGGGCUUGAUACAUUAGCGAUCAAAUUUUUUUUCAUUCCAAAAGCUUAAGUUUAUGGAAGAGGGCUAAAACAAAUAUAGAAGAGUUCUUACACCAACAUUUAUCAAUCGUUAUAUGUGGGACUAAACCAAAUGUUUUCACUGUCCUUGAGAUUUUCAAUUGCAACAAAUGUGUUAUGUAGUGACUCUUCAUUAGAAUAAGUUAAAUUAGUUACAAAAUUUGAUUUUAUUUCUUCAUUUUUGUUUUCAUGUAUUGGCUCUCUAAUGGUAUGUAUUUUACAACCACCACAUCUUGCAGUAGGCGAUGUUAGUGAUAAAAAAAAGAUUCCUUUCCCAUUCAGGCCCUCUUUUCUUAUCUCUCUUCAUUAACCCUAACAUUUUUCAUGCUAAAAUCCGCCAUAGUUUCAUCCUCACUUCAUCCUAUUCCUUUCUUCACAUGGAGAAAAUCCAACAACAAAUUCUUUGGAGCAAAGCCCAUGUCCAUCAUCCCGCCCUUCUCGAGAAGCUAUCUUUAAUCUACUUAUCAUCCAACAAAACCGAGGUUGCUCAUCUCAUUUUUGAUGAGAUUCCUAAACCAACUAUCUUUUUAUUUAACGCCAUGAUCAGAGCUUAUGCUUGGAAGGGUCCCUUCGAUCGAGCAAUAGAUCUCUAUUAUCGUUUGAUUCAUUUCGGCGUAACACCAAACAAGUACACUUUUCCAUUUGUUCUCAAAGCUUGUUCUACCCUUCUCGCUCUGGAAGAAGGAAUAGAGAUUCAUAAUCAUGCAAAGAGAAUGUGUUUGGAUUGUGAUUUGUAUAUUUCAACAUCUUUAAUUGACAUGUACAUGAAAUGUGGACGAGUGGAUGAAGCUCGCCUCGUGUUCUUACAAGUAAAAAAUGGAGACGUGGUUGCAUGGAAUGCCAUGGUUUCUGGUUUUUCCUUGCACGGUUUAUACAAUGAUGCAGUCGGAUUUGUAUUAGAAAUGCAGAGGAGAGGGACAAAUCCAAAUAGUUCAACAAUGGUGGGGAUUCUUCCUGUGGUCGGAGAAGCCAAGGCUUUGUUACAGGGGGGGAGAUCUGUUCACGAAGGGGAUGUUUUAGUGAACACUGCAAUACUCGACAUGUAUGCAAAGUGUGAGUCAAUGGAUUACGCCCUCACCAUAUUUAAAGAAGUAAGUCUUAAAAAUGAUGUUACUUGGAGCGCGAUGAUUGGGGGAUAUGUUCAAUGCGAGAAGAUGGUCGAGGCUUUGGUGAUUUUUGAUCAGCUAAUGCUUAAUGCAGCUACAAACAUGUCGUCCACCUCCCUUGCUUGUGUUCUGCGGGCUUGUGCGAGUUUGUCAAAUUUAAAAAGAGGGAGGAAACUUCAUUGUUAUUUGAUCAAAUCUGGUUUUCUCUCAGACAUAACUGUAAGUAAUUCUCUUCUCUCAAUGUAUGCGAAGAUUGGAAGCAUAUGUGAUGCAUCUUCCUUCUUCAAUGAAAUGGAAUCGAAAGACACUGUAUCUUACAGCGCAAUCAUGUCUGGAUUCAUCCAAAAUGGAAGCACGGAAGAAGCACUCUCCAUAUUCAGGAGAAUGCAACUUUCAUGCACGAAACCAGAUGCGGCGAUGAUGGUCGUCCUUCUUCCUGCUUGUUCUUAUAUGUCUGCCUUACGGCACGGAAGCUGCAGCCAUGGCUACGUGAUCAUAUCUGGACUCUCAUCCAAUGUUUCUAUCUGCAACGCUUUGAUUGAUAUGUAUGCAAAAUGUGGAAAAAUUGACAUCGCUAGUGUAGUUUUUGAUGGGAUGAAAGAUCGAGACACAAUAACAUGGAAUGUUAUGAUAUCUGCUUAUGGAAUCCAUGGAUUUGGCACCAAAGCUCUCUCUCUUUUCGACUCGAUGCGGGCCAAGGGGUUUAAACCAGACGAUAUCACAUUCAUCAGCAUCCUUAGUGCUUGCAGUCAUUCAGGAUUAGUCGCAGAGGGAAGGGGUUGUUUUGAAUCCAUGACCAAAGUUUACAACAUUGUUCCAAGAAUGGAGCACUAUAUCUGCAUCGUCGAUCUUUUCGGGCGUGGAGGUUUAUUAUCUGAGGCCUACGAUAUUGCCAUUAGGAUGCCAUUCGAACCCGAUGUUCGUGUAUGGAGUGCCUUGCUUGCAGCUUGUAGAACACAUAAGAAUGCCAAACUUGGGAGCAAGGUUGCAGAGAUGAUUGAAAGGUUAGGACCUGAAAGUACAGGAAACUUCGUUCUAAUGUCGAACAUAUACAGUACCGCCGGAAGAUAUGGAGAAGCGGCACGAGUUAGAAUAAUGCAGAAGGAGAAGGGACUGAAGAAGAGUCCGGGAUGUAGUUGGGUUGAGAUUGAUGGUAAAGUCCAUGGAUUUAUAGGUGGAGAUAGCUCACAUCCACAAUAUUUGAAGAUAUGUGAGAAGCUGAGUGAUUUAUUUGGUGAGAUGAGGAAGAUUGGUUACAGGGCUGAUACAAGCUUUGUGAUGCAGGAUGUGGAGGAGGAGGAGAAGGAAGACGCUCUUGUUUACCACAGUGAGAAGUUAGCAAUAGCAUUCUCUCUACUGAGUUUAAAAGGUGAUCGACCGAUAUUCGUCACUAAAAAUUUACGAGUUUGUGGGGACUGUCAUACUGCCAUUAAAUUUAUCACAUUGAUCGCUAAGCGAGCGAUCAUUGUGAGAGAUGCGAGCCGGUUUCACCAUUUUGAAGGAGGAUUGUGCAAAUGUGGAGAUUUUUGGUGACAGUGGUUUGUAAAGAUGCAAACUUUUUCAAAGAUGGAUGUUGGGAAGUUUUCAAGUAUACAAUGCUGAAGUAGAGAGGUAAUUUUACCAAACUCGAAGUUUGCCAAUCUUGUAGUUCUUAUGAUAUCCAUGUUCUUAUAUGAUAGAAUGCUAUUUAUUGUUUGGGGCAUUUACAUACAUACCAUCCAAUUCCUGUGUGUUUACAUAUA
Molecule: messenger RNA, 3330 nt
Organism: Phalaenopsis equestris
Lineage: Eukaryota; Viridiplantae; Streptophyta; Magnoliopsida; Asparagales; Orchidaceae
Product: pentatricopeptide repeat-containing protein At3g16610-like
Biological process (GO): RNA modification
Molecular function (GO): zinc ion binding; RNA binding; protein binding
Source: RefSeq, a predicted model, not a curated record